AUGAUUGAAAUCCCCAGAGAUUACGAACAAUUAAAUUCAUAAUAGAGACUAGAGAUAUUGCAAUUUUAUUUCGAAACUAUUGUUUCAGAAUAUACAUCGUUUAACCACUCUUAAUUUAUAUAUCCUCUUUAUCAAACGUUUUAAGUCUAAUUAAACCAACAAAUGAGAUCAUUAUCAAAUUAAGAUGAAGUUUAUGAAUCAUUUAAAAAUCUUUAGAAAAAAGCCACGGAAGAUUCCACAAUCCAAGAGAUGUUAUUCGAAUAUGAUGAAUUCAUUCAUCCCAUUAAAAUCCAAGCUCUACCUAAAUUAAUAAAAUAAAAAUAAACAAAACCAAAAAGUGACAAAAAAGCAGCCAGUUGCAUCCUAGACGAAUAACCAAUCAAGCAUGAAUUCAUAAUGACCGGCUCCUAAUCCAUGAUGGUUAAUUAAAAUAGGGACAGAGUCCGUAGUAUAUCCGAAUUAGAUGAUGACUUAAAAUUAAAUGUGAUUAGAGAGUUCGAUGAGAAGAGUUACAUUUCUUAAAUUAAUUUUGAAAGAAGUCCUCAAAGUGAUUUGAAAUCUGUCAUUGAACAAAGAAUGGAACAGUCCCAAAACCAUUAUUUCAAUGAGGCUCAAUUGGAUGACGCAUACUAUGUAAUUCAAUAGGCUAAGGCUGAGAUUUAGAACAAUCAACAAUUAGAAGUUUGGUUCUAAGAAGUCUAUGGAGAUUUCAUUGAUAUGAUACAAGACAAAUAUGUCACCAUGUAGCAUAAUCUCAAUGAGUUAGAUUCAGAUGGAUGGGUCAUUGAAAAAAACACUAAAUAAUUAGUAAUCAAAUAUAAAAUUGACUCCAAAAAUUCAACAGUAACUCUUUUUAUGGAUUCAGUCUUCGAAGCCAACAUCACUAAAUUAAUGGCUUUAAUCAAUGAAAUUGAACUCUAUCAAAAUUAUGUACCUUUUUGUGUCAGAUCAUCCAUGCCUAAAAGGAUCGGAAAAUGUUGCAAGAUUUGUGAUAUUCAAGUCUACUUUCCCUUGAUCUCAGAUAGGAAAGCUGUCUUUGUUGGAGAAGGCAUCGAUAGACUCAACAUUAACGGAACCAUUGUUUUUUUAUGUAAAUCUGUUGAUAAUAAUCCUGAAUUUCUUAAAUUACAUAAUGUAGAUUUAUCAAAGGAUAAAGGAAAGUUUGUAAACUUGAUACUUAAUUAUUAUGUUUUUGAACUCACACCACUUAGUGAUAAUAAAUGUAGAGUAAGGGCUGUUACUAAUUCAGAUCCUUAAUGUAGAUACGUUCCAAAAGCCUUGGUAGCACUUGUAGCUAGAAAAAUGGCAAGCACCUUGUUUGAAAAAAUGUAAAAGAUUACCUAGAAUUUCGCCAAAAGCCCCUGGUAUCCAAAAUAUCUUGAAAAUUAAGAAUUUUAUAAUUGGAUUGACAAUAAAGUAACCAACCACUUUUCUAAACAAUAAAAUUGAUUAAUUCUCUUUAUUUAUAUAAUAAUUAUUAAUUAUUUUGU
Messenger RNA from Paramecium tetraurelia, 1490 nucleotides. RefSeq lists its product as uncharacterized. Lineage: Eukaryota; Ciliophora; Oligohymenophorea; Peniculida; Parameciidae. The transcript has 6 exons. The record is from RefSeq and is a predicted model, not a curated record.